Orussus abietinus is the source of this 1233-nucleotide messenger RNA. RefSeq names its product protein-L-isoaspartate(D-aspartate) O-methyltransferase (gene Pcmt). Gene Ontology annotation, molecular function: protein-L-isoaspartate (D-aspartate) O-methyltransferase activity. Gene Ontology annotation, cellular component: cytoplasm. The coding region runs from base 181 to 960 and encodes 259 amino acids. NCBI's taxonomy places the organism in Eukaryota, Metazoa, Arthropoda, Insecta, Hymenoptera, Orussidae. Gene Ontology annotation, biological process: protein modification process. The transcript has 5 exons. The record is from RefSeq and is a predicted model, not a curated record.
UAACCGCGGCGACCCUGGUGCGCAGGACUUGCAUGAAAAUCGCCUAGGAAAAUUGCUCGCCCCCCACCGUACAAGUUUCUGGGCUUGGGUGCCCUGGGUGCCCUCGACUCGGUUGGCAUCCAGUUGGUAUCCAGCGUUCCAGGCAGUCCCAGGUGUUUCAGGUGCGUCUGGGCGCAUCUAAUGCUCGUAUAUCGUUCCGAGUUGGUGCAUGAUGUAAAGGCAAUCUGCCCGGGAGGACUCGUCGCGAUUUCGCUUUCUUUAUCGGUGCUCGGAAUGGCUUCGUUCGGAAGAUUCAGAGCAAGAAAUAAUCAGGAGCUCGUACAACAUUUAAAGAAUUCAAGAAUUAUUAAGUCCAACAGAGUGUACGAAACGAUGAACUCCGUGGACAGGGGAAAUUAUAUAUCGCCCUCUUACGCGUACAUAGAUUCACCACAGGGGAUCGGCUACGGAGUAACCAUUAGUGCACCUCAUAUGCACGCACAUGCCUUGGAAUUACUCGAAGACAAACUGCAAGACGGCGGCAAAGCUCUGGAUGUUGGAUCGGGCUCUGGCUAUCUGACGGCCUGCUUGGCAACUAUGUUGGGUCCGCAAGGAAUAGCAGUGGGAGUCGAUCACAUUCCCGAGUUACAAGAAAUGGCUACGCGUAAUAUUCAGAAAGACAACGCUCAGCUUCUCGAAAGCGGUCGUGUUAAACUAGUUGUGGGGGAUGGAAGGUUGGGCUAUGCUACCUACGCGCCAUACGACGCAAUUCAUGUAGGAGCCGCGGCUAAAGAAAUUCCACAAGCGUUGAUAGAUCAGCUUGCUCCUGGAGGUCGCAUGAUAGUCCCAAUGGGUCCAGAAAAUUCGGAUCAAACGUUAGUUCAAAUCGACAAAACGAUGGACGGAGAAAUUAAACGUAAAUCAUUAAUGGGAGUUGUCUUUGUUCCUUUGACGGACAAAGAACGUCAGUAUCGGUCAUGAAAGUGGUGUUGCAUAGAGUGAAGCCCUUUAUUUAUUUAAUUUAUUUAUUUCCCCUUAUCCAAGUCUCGCCAAUUGUUGAGACAAAGCUUAAAUAGUUACUAUCGAUCCAACAUGACUGGGAAUUCAUUCAACUAUUGUUAUCACAUAAUUAUGCUUCAAAUUUAUUAUGCUAAUGAAAUUGAGAUCUAUCGCAAGAGCAAUUUAACCAAGUAACUGUAAAGAUCUGCACAACGGAGUACAACCUGAAUAAAAUGAACAAAUGAUCUGCUGGAA